This is a messenger RNA of Xiphophorus maculatus (southern platyfish), 1536 nucleotides long. It is a transcript of the gene cenpv, whose product is annotated as centromere protein V. Bases 1024 to 1461 code for a protein of 145 amino acids. Lineage: Eukaryota; Metazoa; Chordata; Actinopteri; Cyprinodontiformes; Poeciliidae. The transcript is spliced from 6 exons. Gene Ontology annotation, molecular function: carbon-sulfur lyase activity. The record is from RefSeq and is a predicted model, not a curated record.
AAAUCCCAGAUGUAUCACCCAACUGAUUCCUUUUAAUAUAUAAAAUAUGUUGGUUGUAGCAGUUGUAAUAGAGAAAGUAUGCCAUUUUAAAAUAUUAUACUCAAAUUUAACCUUGAAAAAAUGUCUUAGUGAACGGUAGCAACUCAAAACGCUGAAAAAAAUUACACUUUCUGUUUCGAGGUCAUUUUUGUGACAGAGAAAUCAAACAAAUUAUGAAAAUAGUAGGAUUUAAUGAUGCACAGCCCGUUUUAUGACAACAAUAAUGAUAUAGUCUAGUUAUAUCAGGAUGUUUUUUUUUUUAUCUGUUUAGCUUGAGCUAAAAUAUCUUCUCAUUUGAAUAGAUGUCUAUUUUUAACAUGUAUGUGAAAUAACCUUUUUUCCAAACAUAUUGACUGCUGGCCACUAGCUUUAGUAAUUUUUAUAGAAACAUCCAUUGACUAGACUAUUUGGUUAAUAUUUAAGCUUUUUCAUCUGUAGCUUGUGUAGAGUCACAGAAACAAAUGGAGACUUUGAAAAAUAAAUCACAGAAUCAACAAGCAGAGUCCAUUUUUAGUUUGACAUAAUAUAAAACGGCAAGCUCAAAUGGGGCUCUGUAACCUACUUGGUGUCUAUUUUGGGGCCACAGACUGGAUAACUGACCCCAGAGCAUGUAUAAGUUAUGUAUUUGGGUCACAGCAUUCCCUUAGUCCACCCAUCUGGGACCAUGUCAUAUGACACCGAACUCGUGAUCUAACACAUCACUGCUUGCCAACAUCAUGCAGGCUGAGCUGGUUCAACCUCCAAGGAAUGUGUUUCUUCACGUCAGCUGUACUUUGCCCUUCCCCUUGCUGGAAGCAAUUAUCAGCUAUCUCAACGAGUUUCAGGAAAACAACACAUAAAGAAGAACUAGGCCUAGCCCAUACACUGUAUGCUCUGAUUUCCUGGAUAGGACGACUGGAAUAUUCUGGUUGGGUCCAGAUAAGCAGGUUUCGCAACAAACAUGUCACAAGUGAUGGAGGAAAUGGACUGCAGUUGAUUUAAUUGAUGUACCUAAAAAUGGAGCUUGUGAAACACUCUGGUGGAUGCCACUGUGGAGCUGUUAGAUUUGAAGUCUGGAGUUCCCCUGACCUUCAUGUAUUUCACUGCAAUUUCUCUAGUUGUAGUGUCUGCACGAAAAAACAAAACCACCAUUUCAUCGUCCCGAAGAGUCGCUUUACUCUCUUACAGGGAGUUGACAAUCUGACGACCUAUACCUUCCAGACUCAUGUUGCUAAACACACCUUCUGUAAAACCUGUGGAGUUCAAAGUUUCUACACACCACGAUCCAAUCCUGAUGGAUAUGGCGUUGCUCCACACUGUCUGGAUCCAGGAACUGUGCGCAGCAUCAUUGUGGAGAAGUUUUGCGGGGAGAAGUGGGAAGAAAGCAUGCAAGCUCACAAGAGCAUCAAAGACAUGUCUAAACCUGAAGGGGACAUGCUGUAAAAAUAACUGCUGCUACACAACUUUGAAAACCACUUUUUUUAAUAAACAUUGUACAAAAACGGAACAAUAAGAAUC